Mesorhabditis spiculigera is the source of this 390-nucleotide messenger RNA. NCBI's taxonomy places the organism in Eukaryota, Metazoa, Nematoda, Chromadorea, Rhabditida, Rhabditidae. The record is from the annotation of a GenBank genome assembly.
AUGAGCCGAACCCUGCAGCUUUGUCUAUUUUUGGCGGUUCUCUCGACUGUGGCGCUGGGCCGGAAGUGCUACAAUUGCUCGAGCUUCGACCCGCACUGCGACGACAACUAUGCACGUUAUUUGAUUGAUUGCCCCCCGAUCAAGGUGAACGGCCAGGAGAAGCUCGUCGUUGGGUGCCGGAAGAUCGAUCAAUGGGUCUAUGAUGAGCACACAAUGUUCAGGGAGUGCGCCUACACGGGCCGCGACGUCAGCAACAAGCAGAGCAAGGGCUCCCUCGGCAUCACCCGCAUCUCGAACCAGUGCAAGGACAAAGAUGGCUGCAACUCUGCCCCCACUCAGCCAUUGAUGCUCCUCCUCCCUGCCCUCUUCCUCCUCGUCGCCCUCUUUCAC